AUGCAUCUGGGUCUUGCACUGCUCCAGAACGAAGCUGCUCUGGCAGAGUGUCUGCAAGAUCCUCCUGAAGAUGCUGGGCCAGAGAGGGUGGCUAUGCGAGGCUUUUUUGAGGACCUUAUCACAAGAGAUGACAAGUCAGAGGAAUAUGAUCCUUUCAAGGAAGAGCCUGCACUCACAAGAGAUGACAAGUCAGAGGAAUAUGAUCCUUUCAAGGAAGAGCCUGCACUCACAAGAGAUGACAAGUCAGAGGAAUAUGAUCCUUUCAAGGAAGAGCCUGCACCUAGUGGAAGUGCAGAUGAUGUUGCAGAGCAGCCUGAACUUGAGCAAGGUGGUGGCUGCCAUGAAGAAGAAUGGGAAGAAGUUGCUGUAGAGAAGGAUGUGGACCAAGACUCAGAAGUGGAGCACUACACCAGUUACUAUGAGCAGCACUAUGUCACCACAGCUGAUGGCCAGAGUUUGCAGGAUUGGGCCACUCACUCUGACAAUGGUCCUACUGGUGCUUGGGAGAGGCCUGCUGCCAUCAAGGAGGAGUGGGUUGACCAGGCCAAUGAAUGGACCAGUCCCUCUUCACAAUGGGAUUCUGCUCACCCCACUGGAUGGGUAAGUGCCUCCAGUCAGCACCAAUGGACCAGUGAUGAGUCCAAAGGAUUGGAUACUUCCACCAAGCAAUGGGCCAGUGACCCCAACCAAUGGAGCAGUGCAGAGUCCAGUGAAUGGGGCACUGCCACCAAUCAAUGGGCCAGUGACCCCAACCAAUGGAGCAGUGCAGAGUCCAGUGAAUGGGGCACUUCCACCAAGCAAUGGGCCAGUGACACCAACCAAUGGAGCAGUGCAGAGUCCAGUGAAUGGGGCACUGCCACCAAUCAAUGGGCCAGUGACCCCAACCAAUGGAGCAGUGCAGAGUCCAGUGAAUGGGGCACUGCCACCAAUCAAUGGGCCAGUGACCCCAACCAAUGGAGCAGUGCAGAGUCCAAGGAAUUGGACACUGCCACCCAGAAAUGGUACCCAGGCCAGUUUCAGGCAGAGCCAUCUGCAAAUGACUUCCACUCCAAAGAGCCCAUGGUUAAGGAAGAACUUGAAGGUGAAGACACUUCUUCUGGUGCCAUGGGUGUGGCUGAGAUGACAGGCAAUGCUGGAGUCACUGUGGGUCAAUCCCAAACACCAGCAGGAUAUAGAUGGUGGCAUGGUGAGUUAAUCCCAUUAACUCCAGAGGAGCAAAAAGCUGUCCAGGAAACUCUGAGUGGUGUCCAUGAAAAACGCUGGAAGUCAGGCUGGCAAAAUAGGGCAGUAAUGCUCAUGGCUCUCUACAACAAGGAGAGGUGGCUUGAACUAGACAGAGCUAUGAAGUUGUUUUCCCAGCAUCACUCCACAUACCUGCAAACUCUAUGCCUGGAAAGUGCUAUCCAGAAGUGGGGUGAUGCUGGGCCAAAGAGGCUACCCAUGGUGAGUAACAAAAUUAAAUAA
Molecule: messenger RNA, 1464 nt
Organism: Cladocopium goreaui
Lineage: Eukaryota; Dinophyceae; Suessiales; Symbiodiniaceae
Source: the annotation of a GenBank genome assembly